GAACCCCGCUGUCGGUCAGCGGUGCCUUUGUGUCCUGGAGCCGCUGCCAUGUCCCGGAGCCUGCAGGCGCCCGGCUCUGCGAGGAGCGCGGGAGGCGGGGCUGGAAAGAGCUACCCCAGCUCUGCUGAAUCAAAACAACGUGCGCCUUCUGCCUCGUUUGUUUUUUGUUUUUUUUUAGCAGACGUCAUUGGCAAUCCCCUAAUUUAGGGGAGACUGAGUCAUCGCUGGUGAGCGCCCGGACUCGCUGGUGCAGUCGCUGCUCGACGCGGCCUGGUUGUGCCCGCUGCAGGGAGCGGCCCGGCCGGGCUCCUCGGCUCUCAGCCCCUGCUUCGUGUUCUUGCUGCUGCCGUCAGCUCGGUGUGUGAACGCCCAGAGCUGGCUUUUCAGGGAAGAACAGGCAGCUGGUUAGCAGUACUUCCCGUAUCCUCUCUCCAGUGGGAGACAUGCACCCAAAUAUUUUCUGAGGAGUGGAGGCGGUACACCGUAGAGCAGACUUUGAACUGAUACCGGCCCGGUGUUUCGGGCAGAUGUCAGAGGGCACUUCCUUGUUUUCUGAAGAUGCCUGUACAGCUGUGGGCCGACCGUGUAUGACCAUGCACACCUCGGGCACGCCUGCUCCUACGUUAGGUUUGAUAUAAUUCGAAGGAUAAUGACAAGGUUUUUUGGAAUUGAAGUUAUCAUGGUGAUGGGGAUCACAGACAUAGAUGACAAGAUAAUAAAAAGAGCCAAUGAGAUGAAUAUAUCGCCAGUAGCUCUUGCCCGUAUUUAUGAAGAAGACUUUAAACAAGAUAUGGCUGCCUUAAAGGUUCUUCCUCCUACAGUAUAUAUGAGGGUGACUGACAAUAUUCCUCAAAUAAUUUCCUUUAUAAAAACAAUAAUUUCCAGUGGACAAGCUUAUGCAACCUCACAAGGAAAUGUUUAUUUUGAUGUUAAAUCCUGGGGAAAAAGAUAUGGAGUGUUAACUGCUAUUAACCCUGAUACCCAAGAUGAAGCAGUUGAUUCUGAUAAACGACAUGGGAAAGAUUUUGCCCUGUGGAAGGCUGCCAAGCCUCAAGAGCUGUCUUGGAAUUCUCCCUGGGGAAAAGGACGACCUGGCUGGCACAUUGAAUGUUCCACAAUAUCAAGUGCAGUAUUUGGAAAGCAGCUGGACAUCCAUACUGGUGGAAUAGAUCUUGCAUUUCCUCAUCAUGAAAAUGAAAUUGCACAGUGUGAGGUGUAUCAUCAGUGUGAGCAAUGGGGGAAUUACUUUUUGCAUUCUGGGCAUUUGCAUGUUAAAGGAAGUCAAGAAAAAAUGUCAAAGUCAUUAAAAAACUACAUAACGAUUAAGGAUUUCCUGAAGAAAUGUUCAUCAGAUCAAUUCAGGAUGUUUUGUUUGCGUGGCAGAUACAGCUCAGCAGUAGAAUUUAGCGAGGAGAGCAUGGAAGAUGCAAAGAACCUUCUUCAGUCAGUCUCCUCAUUUAUUAGAGAUGCAAAUGCUUAUAUAAAAGGACAGCUGUUGUGUGACCCUGUUAGAGAAGACAUAUUGUGGGAAAGGCUAGCCAACACAAAAGUAACCGUGAAGGCUGCGUUUGCAGAUGACUUUGACACCUCCAGGGCUGUUGCAGCAAUUAUGGACCUCAUUCACCAUGGCAACAGACAGCUUAAGGCUGUUACUAAGGAUGCUGGAUCUCCUAGAAGCUCUGUUGUGUAUGGAAGCAUUAUUUCCUAUAUAGAAGGCUUUUUCAAUGCCCUUGGGAUGUCCUUUGGAGAAAGACAGGUGUCUGUGGGAGGAGACAGGUCUGCAGUGCUCUCCAAUGUCAUUGAAGAGCUGGUGAGGUUCCGCUCCAAGGUGCGGCAUUACGCGCUGGCCCUGCCCGAAGCAGCCGGCGCUGUGCCAGGGGAGGGUGAGGCAGGAGCUGAGGAACACAAACAGGAGAAGAGGAAGCAGUUAAUGCAGGAGAGAAAGCCCCUCCUGGAGGCUUGUGACAGUCUGCGUGGAGACCUUGCUGCCUUUGGAAUCCACAUAAAGGACAGAGCUGCUGUUUCAACCUGGGAAAUUGUGGAAGGAGGGCACACAGAGAAGCAGGCUGACAAAAAAAGCUGAUCCCUCAUCUUUGGACUGUUUUUUAUUUCAGCUGCUUUGGCAACUGUUGUAAAUACCAAUUCUUUCAAAAUAAAAUCUGUUGAACAGAAUGGCCAAAAAUGAUAGCAUGUAAUUUGAGCAAAACUGUUGGCACUAGUACUUGGUAAAUAAAUAGAGGCCUUGCAGCACAGGUGGUGGAAGCAUCCAGAAUACAAGGCAGCACAGGAGCAGCUGCACUGAUUUAACACAGAUAUGGCUCUGUUCUACUGCAGGAACUGCCCCAGCCCAAAGGCUCUGUCAUCUGCCCUCGCCUCGUGCUGCUGACCUGACAUAGAACUUAAACACAGAGAAGGCAGAGGCAAGAACUUAGGCCUGUCUUUAAGGUGAAAACACUUAAGUUUUAUGCCUGUUGGUUUGACAGUUCUGUUCCUCUCAGAUACAGGAACGGGGAAUACUUUUAACCUUGAAGUAUUUCCUUAUUGCAGUGGUGCUGCUUUGAUCCUGUGACACCUCUACCUGUAAUAUGAUGGUAUCCAGUUUCCUAUAAGGCUUGGUAUCUUCUGUUUGCUUUUGCACAUAAUACAAGGAAUUUCUCUAGCACACUCAGGAUCUGUACAAAAUUGGGAAGAUAAAAUUAGGAUGUAUAUGUAACAGUAUAAAUAUGAUUAGUUUUUGUCUGUUCAGUUGCCUUUUUGCUGGCACUGGCUGCUGUGGCUGUGGGCAGAGGUGCAGAAGCCUCUCUUACACCUGAAGUGACCUGUGUUCUAGGGCUUGUGUUAAUGUGGGGCUGGUACUUUCCUGGUACCUGCACUUUUAAAAAUCAAUUUAUGAAAAUGUAAGAACCAAGAAUGUGGGUUCAUUACAAGGCACUUGUGUGUUUUUAAAGUAUCUGUUCAACAGGCUAAAGGCUUUCUUUUAUACUGUUGAGAAUAAAAUGCAUAGCUAUU
Molecule: messenger RNA, 3009 nt
Organism: Oenanthe melanoleuca
Lineage: Eukaryota; Metazoa; Chordata; Aves; Passeriformes; Muscicapidae
Gene: CARS2
Product: cysteinyl-tRNA synthetase 2, mitochondrial
Exons: 15
Coding region: 650-2083 (477 amino acids)
Biological process (GO): cysteinyl-tRNA aminoacylation
Cellular component (GO): cytoplasm
Molecular function (GO): cysteine-tRNA ligase activity; ATP binding
Source: RefSeq, a predicted model, not a curated record